This is a messenger RNA of Cicer arietinum (chickpea), 1574 nucleotides long. Its product is annotated as protein ABCI12, chloroplastic. Gene Ontology annotation, cellular component: chloroplast. Lineage: Eukaryota; Viridiplantae; Streptophyta; Magnoliopsida; Fabales; Fabaceae. The record is from RefSeq and is a predicted model, not a curated record.
UAGUUACUCUCUGCUUCACCUUUCCCCUAAUUCAUUGGUUUCAAAAAAGUUCAAUUUUUGCAUGAGAAGAGUACACACCAUUUCAUCUCCAUGAACUGUAACCAUGCCACUUUCCUUUGUGUUUCUUUGCCAUCACCACCACCACAUGUACUUUCACAUCGUGUGCUUUUCCCCAAAUGCAUAUCAAACAAAACCCUUUUGGCGCCCAAGGUGAGGAAGAGUAGGAAGACAAUUCUUAGAAUCAGAGCUUCAAAAGAGGAUAAUGGUCAAUCACCAAAUUGGUCUAACUGGAUUCCCACUGGCUCUUUUGCUGCUGAUAAAGUUUUCAGAUUGAUUUCUAGUGCUACAGCUAGUCCCAUUGGACAAUUUGUUUCUUCUCCCACCACUUUUCUUCACUCUAUUGAUCCUAGAGUCAAAUUGGUAUGGCUUUUAGUUCUGGUUGUUCUACCGGCAAGGUCACAUAUAAUUAUGCAAUUUGGAUUAGUAUUAUACUUGACUUUACUUUCAAUUUGGAUUCUACCAAGAAAUGCUUGGACGGAUCAAUUGGGGCGAGUUUAUUUUCUAUCGGCAUUGUUAUUCAUAACAUUAGGGCUGAGUUCAGAUGGUGUGCCUGCACUUGUUCAGUCGAGAACUCCAACACCCAUGGUGACAGGGAUUCCUAAUCUUCCUAUAUCUUUAACAGGCUAUUCAUAUGUAAUCUCAAAGUUAGGUCCAUUAACCUUUACGAGGAAAGGCUUAUCUGUAGGAAGCACUGUUGCAUGUUUGACUUUUACAGUAUUUCAAAGUGCAAGUCUCUGCCUCACAACCACAACCCCCGAACAACUAGCAUUUGCAUUACGAUGGUUUAUGCUUCCUCUGAGAUACAUAGGAGUAUCUGUAUCAGAAAUUGUGCUUACCCUUUUACUUUCAUUGAGAUUUAUCAGUCUAGUUUUUGACGAGGUCCGCAAUAUUGCUUUGGGAAUUGUAUCUCGUAGGGUAAAUUGGAAACAACUGACUGUUAUGGAGACAAUUGAUAUUUUCUUUAACUACUUCCGCCGCAUCUUCAAAAAUAUUUUCAGCCAUGCAGAGCAAAUUUCUCAGGCUAUGAUUGCCAGAGGUUUUAAAGGGAACAUAGAGACUCAUAAAAUUUAUUUUUUGUCAGAAUCAUCUUUUGGGAUGGCAGAUAUUGUAAGUUUGUUGUGCUUGACAGUUGUUGUAGGAGCUGCUCUCCUGUCUGAGUAUUACCUUGUCUAAUGAAUGAGAUAUAUGCCGCUUUUGACACGGUACGAGCACUUGCAUUGUAGCUGAUUUGGAUGAAAAGGCUACUUGGAAACUUUCUUGGAGAAGUCAAAUGAGUCAUUGUAGCUAUGUCCACAUAGUUGUCUUAUUAUUACACCAUGUAGGAAAACAUUGUUUUCUAAACAUCGUUUAAAUUUCUGUUUAUUAGAAGGGCUCCCUCUUGAUAUGGUAGGAAAUUUUUUGAAUCGAUUUCAAUGUGUAAUUAAAUCAUGAUCAAGCUUAUUUGAAAACCCUUAUUUCAUGAGCAUUUACUGUAAUUAUAUCAUAAAUAGAACUCAUUCUCAUUACGAUGAUAA